AUUGUAAUUAGUGAGUUUCACUAUAUCACAUUACACAUUAGAGCCCCACCGAUAUAUCAGCUGAUAUAAGCUUAUCACACAUAUAUCAGUAUCAAUGUGUCAGCCGAUAACAAGGAAUAGCAGCGCAGAAAUGCCAAAGAUAUGUCUGAUGUUAUUUUGAAACUCUGCAUUGUAUUGUUUGUCCAUCAUGGAGCACAGACAAGUUUAGCUGUAAAAUGCCCCACUCAGAACACUUCUUGGCCAUAACCUUCCCUUUAAAUUCACUCAUUUUCACAGCUUCCACUGAGGUAUCACGGUCGGUUUAAAUAAGGCUCCAUUUCAAAACUAAACAAGUCAUUUGAGAUGAGACUCCUGGGUGUAGUCGUCGUGAAGUGGUACUCUGUCUAGAUGUACUUGAUCUUUACUGAAGGUUUUCCGUGUCGCUCCUCCCUGCAGCUGUGCUGUGAUUUGUUACGUAUGAAGGGGCGUCACGUCAGUUUUUUUACGCAGAAUGAGCAGGAGCUGUCCGGCCAGUGAAAGCAGACUCUCAGGGCCCGCGCCGGGUGACGGAUGGUACACCACUAGCAAGUAUCUUGUCUAAAGAUUAUAUGACUUUAUGACACCCAUUAUAUGAGAGGCAUAACCUACACUUUUGUCGUUGAUAAGAGUUAUUGGCGCUUUAUAUGGAAAACCGGACGGACAUGCACAGUACCUAUGAUGCCGUGAAGACCGUCAGACAGACGACGCUCGUCCAACCGUUACCGUAGUUACAUUUGACGCCGGCUAAGCUCACAUUACUUAAUAUUAAAAUUUCAUUGGGCGACGUUAAACGUAAAAUAAUGCGCAAGGCGUUUUUGAGACACGUCCGUCGGUUUCCUUGGGUCACCAACGUCACCCUGUACGGCUGCCUGUUCGCCGGUGGAGACUUCGUCCACCAAUGGUUUUCUCACCGGGAGAAAAUGGACUGGAGCCACACGCGGAAUGUCGCCGUGGUCGCUUUCAGUUUCCAUGGCAACUUCAAUUUCUUCUGGAUGCGGUUCCUUGAGCGGAGGUUUCCCGGGAAUUCCGCCGGGAUGGUGAUGAGGAAGCUGCUGCUGGACCAGACCACGGCGGCGCCCUUGGCCACCAGUGUCUUCUACACAGGCGUCAGCUUCUUGGAGGGCAAAGAGGACAUCACGCAAGACUGGAGGGAAAAAUUCCUGAAUACAUACAAGACAGGGCUAAUGUUCUGGCCAUUCAUGCAGUUUCUGAACUUUGCCUUGGUGCCUCUGUACGUGCGGACCACCUUCACCGGCUGCUGUGCCUUCAUCUGGGCCACGUUCCUGUGCUUCUCCCGUCAGAGCGGCGACGGCACGGCCGCUGCUGCCCUAGCUUGGUUGUUCCCCCCCAAACAGGAUGUAGAAGAACCCACACAGGAGAAAGUAGACUCCGACGAUAAGGCAGAUGCUCCCAAAGAGGGAACAGCAGCAUCUAAACCGACACAGAACUGAAACAUGCAGAACCAGGAGGUGUAAUGGAGGGAGACACACAGGAAAGCCCCUCGUGGCACUCGUGCGUAGCUCAGUGGUUGACGUUGCAGUAACACUACCGGGGUCAGAGGUCGGAAGUCUCACUGGGAUCAAACUAAAAAUGUGCGUCCUCAUGAUGCUUUAAAGUGCUUUGGGAAACAGCAUGCAGCAAAUGGAAUGUAUACAGCAUAUUUUUCAGUAUUCAAACAACAUAUCAGCUGCGGAGGAAAAUAUAAUUCAGUCCUAUCUUUCCAUCUCAUCAGGUUUUACUUGUUGUUUUCAUAAAUGCAGUCUUGUGUUAUCACAUUUACAGCAGGAGAGUGCCCCUUAUUUUAUUGGACCAUGCUUAAUAAUACUGGAAUGAUUUAUUCAGAUUUCUAUGUCUGGGACUGAAGCUGUGAUGAUGGAGAGAUGAAUGAAGUGUUUCCUCUGCUUUACGUCUAAAUGAAAAGAGUUAUUUCCACUAUGUGGAGUGGCAGCUAACUUUCUAGUGUAGACUUUAAGCUUCAUAAAAUUUGAGCAAAAUUAGAAAUAUUUAGAUAUCACAUCAUAUCUCUUCUUCAGCAAGAGAGACUGCUGCGACUGCAACAGAGUGCCUGAUCUCUGAGAUCUAUAGGACUGUCUGCUUUGGUUUCAGUUUACACUCUGGUACAAGUGCCAAAUACAGACACAGACAGGUGUCAGUUAUCUAUGAAAUUAUCAAGAACAUGACUAUGUUUAUUAUCAUUUAUAUCUAAGUACUUUCUACCAACAGAUUAGUACGACAAUUAGAAUGACAACAAACAAGGACAAUGAUUCAACUGAGCUACGCAAACACAAAGCAACCAGAAAACACUAAAGCAUAUCUGACAAUACAUAGCAUUUUAAACUAUUUUCUCUUCACAAUUGAAUAUAAUAAUAAUAAUGAUAAAGCACUACUGAAGAUUACUUUAAUGCCUAAUGGAAGUCAUCUAAAAACAUCCAUUUACUUGAACAUUGAAAAUGCUUCCUGCAUGUCUUUGUGCUUUAUGUUAAUGUGAUAGUGUCUGUGUGUGCUCUCUUUUCUCUCUUUGCACCAUUUCCUUAGUUUUCAAUAUAGUUUGCUAUUUCUAACCAUUUAAAAAAAAGUACCUCUUAGUGAAGAUGUUAGUUUAUAGGUUUCCUUGCCUGCAGUGAUUCUUGAAAUUUUAACGUCGGAUGCCUCCACCGAGUAGCUCUCUGCGGAGGUCAUUUGUAUAAAUAGAGUACAGCUCAGCACAAGAGUUGAAUGUUAUUCCUAUAUAUAGAAUUUAAAGGAUUAAGGCAAACUUCUUUCUUCUGUCUCAGACAGAUAAAGACACUUAAACCUUUGCAUUAAGUUGUGUUCCCAUUUAUCCUUAAAAUUCCUGGUGUCACAAUAAGAGCUGUCUAGUUUUUCUAAUUCGGUUGAGUCGAAAAUGUAGUUUGCAUUUGGAAGUAAAUUAGACAAGUGUGUUUAUUUUAUUUGAUCUGCCUCACAGAAGUGAAUUAAUGUUAUGAGUAAUUUUUAUAAUAUAUUUAAUUUUUUUGUUUUAAUUGGGGUCUAGAAAAACUGUGUAAUCACUACAGUUGUUUAAUCCUGUUUAUUGGAUAUUUUUUUGAAUUGCAUACUGAAGUAUAUUAACUUAAUAUUAAUGUACUGUUAGUGUUUAAGUUGCACGUUUCUAUCAGAUUAAUUUCUGUUUAUUUGUAAGCUGAUGUACUACACUGAAACUGAAAGGUCAAAUCAGUGAAUAUUCCCUUUUGUUCAUAUCAGCCAUGUGCAGUGUUUGAAUUGAAUACUAGAGAACGACACUAGUCUAUUUACUUCAAUAUUUAAACACAAACUGAGAUUCUGUCUCAAUUGUUUUCUGACUGGUUUUGAUAUCACAAAGAACAACAAAUUGACCAGCGUUAUUGACUGUAAUGAAUGGAAAAACAUGAUUUGAUCACAUUUUGCACUAUUGUUGCACUAACUGUGGUAGAGAUAAAUUAUAUUUAUUGUUUGAAUAAAUUGAAAACAUCCGAUUGAUUCAUUGUGUGAGUGUUUGUACAAGCAUAUCACUAUAGCAACACAAUAAAUAUCUGUUGUUACUAAA
Thunnus maccoyii (southern bluefin tuna) is the source of this 3562-nucleotide messenger RNA. Its product is annotated as mpv17-like protein. Gene Ontology annotation, cellular component: membrane; cytoplasm. The transcript is spliced from 4 exons. NCBI's taxonomy places the organism in Eukaryota, Metazoa, Chordata, Actinopteri, Scombriformes, Scombridae. Bases 819 to 1469 code for a protein of 216 amino acids. The record is from RefSeq and is a predicted model, not a curated record.